AUGGCUAGAACUAAGCAAACCGCAAGAAAGUCUACCGGUGGUAAGGCCCCAAGAAAGCAACUAGCCUCCAAGGCCGCCAGAAAAUCGGCACCAUCCACCGGUGGUGUCAAGAAGCCUCACAGAUACAAGCCUGGUACUGUGGCGUUGAGAGAAAUCAGAAGAUUCCAGAAAUCGACGGAACUAUUGAUCAGAAAGCUGCCUUUCCAGAGAUUGGUGCGUGAAAUCGCGCAGGACUUCAAGACCGACUUGAGAUUCCAAUCGUCGGCCAUCGGUGCGCUCCAGGAAUCCGUGGAAGCUUACUUGGUGUCGCUGUUCGAAGACACCAAUCUGGCUGCCAUCCACGCCAAGCGUGUGACCAUCCAAAAGAAGGACAUCAAGCUGGCCAGAAGAUUGAGAGGCGAAAGAUCUUAG
Lachancea dasiensis is the source of this 411-nucleotide messenger RNA. The record is from the annotation of a GenBank genome assembly. NCBI's taxonomy places the organism in Eukaryota, Fungi, Ascomycota, Saccharomycetes, Saccharomycetales, Saccharomycetaceae.